AUGAAGGUACUGAAUUUCAGGCUCCAACUGCUGAAAGCGGCUGUUGUGAGCUUGUGUUACAUGUAUGCGGUAGCAGAAGUGACGAACUUGCAAGCCGAGAAGACUUACAUAAUUCAUCUGGAUAAAUCCUAUAUGCCAUCAAGUUUUGACGAUCACCUCCAAUGGUUCGAUUCAACUUUAAAAUCGGUAUCGGAAUCUGCUGGUGUUAUUUACGCUUACACCAAUGUUAUCCACGGCUUCUCUACAAGACUCACACCUGCAGAAGCUGAAUUACUGGAAAAACAAGAAGGAAUCGUCUCUGUGUUGCCUGAAAUAAUAUACGAGCUGCACACUACUCGAACUCCAGAGUUUCUUGGAUUAGGAAAAACCGAUGCUUUACUCCCUGCAUCAGACUCAGUUAGUGAGGUGAUUAUUGGAGUGAUAGACACUGGAGUCUGGCCAGAGAUAAAAAGCUUUGAUGAUACAGGUCUUGGCCCCAUCCCGAGCACCUGGAAAGGUGAGUGCGAGACAGGCAAGAACUUUAAUUCGUCGAGCUGUAACCGCAAACUGAUUGGAGCAAGAUUCUUCUCAAAAGGGUAUGAAGCAGCAAUAGGACCUGUUGACGAGUCUCUGGAAUCAAAGUCCCCCAGAGACGAUGAUGGCCAUGGAACUCACACUUCAACUACAGCAGCUGGAUCAGCUGUCUCAGGAGCUAGCCUAUUCGGUUUUGCUAAUGGGGUAGCACGUGGGAUGGCUACACAAGCUCGGGUAGCAGCUUACAAGGUCUGCUGGCUUGGUGGGUGUUUUGGCUCAGAUAUUAUAGCCGCCAUGGAUAAGGCUGUCGAAGACGGUGUGAAUGUCAUGUCUAUGUCAAUCGGUGGAGGCCUCUCAGAAUAUUACAGAGAUACUGUUGCCAUUGGAGCUUUUACAGCAACAGCACAAGGAAUUUUGGUAUCAUGUUCUGCAGGAAAUGGUGGACCGAGUCAGGGCAGCUUGUCCAAUAUUGCUCCUUGGAUAACUACUGUAGGUGCUGGAACACUGGACCGAGAUUUUCCAGCUUAUGUAAGACUUGGAAAAGGGAAAAGUUUCUCAGGCGCUUCGCUUUACAGUGGAAAGCCAUUAUCUGAUUCUUUGGUGCCACUGGUUUAUGCAGGUAAUGUAAGUAAUGCAACGAGUGGUUAUCUUUGCAUGACAGGUACUUUAAUUCCUACAAAAGUUGCCGGGAAGAUCGUGAUAUGUGAUCGAGGUGGAAACAGCAGGGCACAGAAGGGCUUGGAAGUGAAAAGUGUCGGCGGGAUAGGUAUGAUUUUAGCAAACACAGAGUUGUACGGUGACGAGCUAGUUGCAGAUGCGCAUCUCCUGCCAACAGCUGCUGUAGGCCAAACUAGUGGAGAUGCCAUCAAGAGAUAUGCCUCUUCUGAUCCCAGACCAACAGCCGCAAUUGCAUUUGGAGGCACACAUCUAGGAGUUCAACCUUCACCGGUAGUGGCAGCAUUUAGUUCCAGAGGCCCCAAUCCGAUCACCCCGGCGAUACUAAAGCCAGACAUAAUAGCUCCAGGGGUUAAUAUUCUAGCCGGUUGGACUGGUGCAGCUGCUCCAACUGGGCUAAAGGAUGACAAAAGGCGGGUCAACUUCAAUAUCAUUUCUGGUACAUCUAUGUCCUGUCCACAUGUUAGUGGGUUAGCUGCACUCAUCAAGGCUGCUCACCAAGAUUGGAGCCCUGCAGCCAUUAGGUCUGCCCUCAUGACCACAGCCUACACAGCAUACAGAGAUGGUAAAACCAUACUGGAUAUAUCUACGGGGCAACCUGCAACACCAUUUGACUAUGGUGCUGGACAUGUAAAUCCAGUAGCAGCCCUCGAUCCUGGCCUUGUCUAUGAUACCACAGUAGAAGACUACCUAGCUUUCCUCUGUGCAUUAAACUACAGUGCCAUCCAAAUAAAGGCAGCCACAAACAGAGAUUUUACAUGCGACAAAAGCAAGAAAUACAGUCUGAGUGAUCUCAAUUACCCGUCUUUCUCUGUUCCCUUUGAAACUGCUUCAGGAAAAGGAGGUGGUUCUGGGGUAACAAGCACUGUCAAAUACACCAGAACUCUGACCAAUGUGGGAACUCCUUCAACAUACAAGGUCUCGGUGUCUACUGAGACUCCAUCAGUGAAGAUCUCAGUCGAGCCAGCAACACUCAAUUUCAGCAAAGUAAAUGAGAAAAAGAGCUACACAGUGACAUUCACUACUACUUCGAUGCCAUCUGGUACAACCAACUUUGCUCGUCUGGAAUGGUCAAGUGGAAAGCAUGUGGUCAGCAGUCCAAUAGCUUUCAGCUGGACAUAAAAUCUAAAAAGGCUGGAUGAAUGACUAUUAGUUACAGUACCUGCAGUGCCUGAAUCUAUGUAUAAUGAAUGUCUUCUACUUUUCCAUUCCGAUAGUUCUAACAACUGAGUUACAAGAGCCAGUUGUUGUGCUUGUAAUUUCUCUCUCAGAUGAUCUCAGGUCAAAAAAAUGAAAUGAAAAAGUAACUGUACAGAAAACCAAGCACAGAAAGCACAGACAUGUAUCUGAACUUAAUAUAAUUUCUAGUCGUAUCUCAUGCUUAUUAAA
Messenger RNA from Mercurialis annua (annual mercury), 2577 nucleotides. Its product is annotated as subtilisin-like protease SBT1.7. NCBI's taxonomy places the organism in Eukaryota, Viridiplantae, Streptophyta, Magnoliopsida, Malpighiales, Euphorbiaceae. Gene Ontology annotation, molecular function: serine-type endopeptidase activity. Bases 1 to 2310 code for a protein of 769 amino acids. The transcript has a single exon. The record is from RefSeq and is a predicted model, not a curated record. Gene Ontology annotation, biological process: proteolysis.